UAUAAAUUGAAUAUUGUCGUAAGUAAAUACUUCUUGUUCGAGAUUAACAAUUUUUUAAUUUUCACGCUUACAAUUACUGUUCUGUAUUACCAGUAGCCUAAUUUCUGGAUAUAUGGUUGUUAAAAAGUAAUAACCCUAAACAGUGUUCGUCUUAACUAAUUCAUUAAUUUUUGUCACACGAUUCCCAGAACCUUUUAUAUUCGUUCGUUCUACCCUUCAUAUUUAAUACUUGUUCUUUAUCAUUAUGAUAUAAUUUUAUCUCAGAUCCGUCGAUAUAAUGGCUAGUCUAGGAGGUAAAAGUCUUUCACCGUAUUAUGGUCUUAUCGAAGGAGGAAGAAAUGGCUGGCUUAUCAGCGAAAUGAAAGAUCUCUUCUAUUAUGCUCAAAUUUUACAUCAAGGUGAAAAUACAACGGCCACUAGAAUAGUAUCCGAGAAAGUAGCUAUUAAACAAAUACCAAAUCUUAUGCGUGCUAUUGGAUAUUAUCCUAGUAACAAAGAAAUAGAGAUUCUUAUGGGCGAGAUCUCUUACAAAAAUUAUGCAGAGACUGGUAAAUUAGUCGAAGAAAUUACGUUCGAGGAGUUCGUUAAAUUUUACAUAAACCACCGUCCAGCUUUUGGAAUAUCUUUGAAACAAUUGCAAGAAGCUUUUCAAGUCUUCGCGAUUCCAAAUCGAACUUCAUUUUUAGAACAGGAAAAUCCAGUUCUGACCAAAGAGCAAUUUAUCAAUAUAUUAUUUGGAAAAGAGCCUACAGAUAGACUAGACGAAACCAACGAAAGCUUUGGAGAACCAUUAACAUAUAGAGAAGCGUAUAUAUACCUGAAGUUUCUCAUUGACAGCGAUUCAGAUGAAAUGAGUUAUUUGGAUAACGACAAACAGUCCAUAGUCGACGACUUUAUAUUUUUACCAGAGAGGAUAUCUUACAAAGAUUUCGUCACGGACAUCAUGGGUAUUGAAUUGCCGGAGGAAACGAGGGCUGACGACGAGUAAUUAAUCUGUGUUGUUACUUGCAUUGCUGGCACGUUAACGUCGAUUAUUAU
Colletes gigas is the source of this 1038-nucleotide messenger RNA. Its product is annotated as cilia- and flagella-associated protein 251-like. Lineage: Eukaryota; Metazoa; Arthropoda; Insecta; Hymenoptera; Colletidae. The coding region runs from base 278 to 988 and encodes 236 amino acids. The transcript is spliced from 4 exons. The record is from RefSeq and is a predicted model, not a curated record.